UAUUGCUGGUGCUCAAACAGAAAAUGGCUUCACUAUCUGAAGAUGAUUUUUCUUGUCGCUUGUGUAAGGAAAUCUUCAAGGAUCCUGUUCUUCUGACAUGUAGUCACAGUUUCUGUAAAGAGUGUAUUCAACAGUUCUGGAGAACCAAGAACACUCAGGAGUGUCCUGUCUGCCGGAGAAGAUCCUCAAGAGAUGAUCCUCCAUGUAACCUUGCAUUGAAGAACUUGUGUGAGUCGUUCCUGAAGGAGAGAAAUGAGAGGUGCUCAUCAACGUCUGAGGAGAUCUGCCGUUUACACAGAGAGAAACUCAAACUCUUCUGUCUGGAGGACAAACAGCCUGUGUGUGUCGUGUGUAUUAAUUCACAGAAACACCUCAAUCACACAUUCAGACCCAUCAGUGAAGUGGUUUCAUCAUACAAGGAGGAGCUCAAUACAGCACUAAAGUCCUUACAAGAGAAACUGAAACACAAUAAAAACAUUAAAGACACGUUCACAAGAAAGAAAACCGUUCAACAAAUCAAGUCUCAAGCUGAGCACACAGAGCGUCAGAUUAAACAGCAGUUUGAGAAGCUUCAUCAGUUCCUCAGAGAUGAAGAAAAAGCUACAAUCACUGCACUGAGAGAGGAAGAGGAGCAGAAGAAGCGGAUGAUGAAGGAGAAGACAAAGGAGAUGGACAGACACAUCUCAGAUCUUUCACACGCAAUCAAAGACAUGGAGCAGAUGAUGAGAGCCAAUGACGUCUGCUUUCUGAAGGAGUUUCCAGUCUCAAUGGAAAGAGUCCAGAUCUCACAGCUGGAUCCACAGAUGGCUUCUGGAGCUUUGAUUCAUGUGCCACGAUACUUGGGCAACCUGCCGUUCAGAGUCUGGACGAAGAUGCAGGACAUCGUCCAAAACACUCCUGUGAUUCUGGAUCCAAACUCGGCUCAUCCACGUCUUGUCCUGUCUGAUGAUCUGACCAUACCUGUUGAUUGUGUCUCAUCAGCUCCUGUGAUUCUGGAUCCAAACUCGGCUCAUCCACGUCUUGUCCUGUCUGAUGAUCUGACCAGUGUGAGAAACAGCAGAAACAAACAACCUCUUCCUGAUAAUCCAGAGAGAUUUGACUCUCAUUACUGUGUUCUGGGUUCAGAGGGCUAUAACUCAGGAACACACAGCUGGGAUGUGGAGGUUAAAGAGAGUCAAUACUGGAGUCUUGGAGUAACUACAGCAUCAAACCAGAGGAAGGGAGGUGAUUUCUUUAACACUGAUGUCUGGAGUGUGGAGUAUGACCCAUAUGGACAGUCGCGUGGUGUUUGUGUUGUACAGAAGCUUGAGCGUGUGAGAGUUGAUCUGGAUUAUGACAGAGGAACGGUGUCAUUCUCUGAUCCUGUAACUAACACACAUCUACACACAUUCACAACCACCUUCACUGACACACUCUUUCCAUUCUUCUGGUGUUGGAUUGACUCUCUGAGGAUCUUACCGGUCAAUAGUCAUUAAAAAUGCUUUCUUCUG
Molecule: messenger RNA, 1490 nt
Organism: Pimephales promelas (fathead minnow)
Lineage: Eukaryota; Metazoa; Chordata; Actinopteri; Cypriniformes; Leuciscidae
Source: RefSeq, a predicted model, not a curated record